AUGGACCGGAACUCAGUGUCUGAAUUAGAGAAAAUCAACAAAAGUCCCGUUGAAAAUGGAAGCGAUGUGACGAAAGAGGAUUAUUAUUCAAAAGAAAAUAACCCUUUUCGAAGACAGGCUUUUAUAGUACUCGGCACAUUUUUGUUGUCACUCAGCGCAGGUGCAACGGCAGGGUUUUCUGCAGUCCUUAUUCCGCAAAUACAACACGCAAAGGGACAUAAAAAAUACUCUACCGAGAUGGUGUCUUGGGUAGCGGCUAUUUCGUCACUGGCUUUAUUAUUCGGUAACAUGAUUUCGGGAUAUCUAAUGGAUAGAUUGGGUAGAAGAUCAUCUCAAAUGAUACUUUCAUUGUUUUAUAUCGGAGGAUGGACAACAAUAGCAAUUGCGACUAAUAUACAUCUAAUUUUGGUUGGAAGAUUUAUAACUGGCCUUUGUCAGGGAUGGUUGGGUCCCCUUGGGCCAGUUUUUGUGGGAGAAAUAAGUUCGCCGGCAUAUAGAGGUUUGUUCUUAGCAAGCUUGUCAUUGAGCAUUGCUUUCGGAGUGUUCAUGUCACAUCUAUUUGGAACGUUGCUGCACUGGAGUCAUGCAUCUUUGCUUUGUGGAACUUUUCCUCUAAUUGGAUGCAUUAUACUGUAUUAUGCCCCAGAAUCACCAGUGUGGUUUGCCUCAAAGAAUCAAAUAAGCAAGUGUAUUUAA
Parnassius mnemosyne (clouded apollo) is the source of this 696-nucleotide messenger RNA. The record is from the annotation of a GenBank genome assembly. NCBI's taxonomy places the organism in Eukaryota, Metazoa, Arthropoda, Insecta, Lepidoptera, Papilionidae.